Messenger RNA from Aspergillus affinis, 708 nucleotides. RefSeq names its product kinetochore subunit FTA4 family protein. The transcript is spliced from 4 exons. NCBI's taxonomy places the organism in Eukaryota, Fungi, Ascomycota, Eurotiomycetes, Eurotiales, Aspergillaceae. The record is from RefSeq and is a predicted model, not a curated record. Gene Ontology annotation, cellular component: Mis6-Sim4 complex. The coding region runs from base 1 to 708 and encodes 235 amino acids.
AUGGACUCGACUCGAACCAUACCCGAAUUGAAAUCCUCGUUUCUCCGGGCGCAAGUGCGCAUUCUAACAGAAAGCCUCGAGGCGCCCGAGGACUGGAAACAAUACGCGACCGAUCCGGACAACGAUGAACUGACCGAUAAGGUGGUGGGGGAUGCCUUACAGAAAUUGAACGCGGCCUUGAAGCAGCAUAACCGGAUUGUUUACUCGUCGCAGGCGAUCCAUCAUGUCGCACAGCAAAUCGCCAGUCUCUACUGGACAUCGAUCACCCAGGCCUCUCGCAGCCAGAAUUCUCUCGAGAGGGGGGUCGAGAAGACCGUAGAUUUGUCAAGUCAUAUGAAUAUCACCCAGUUACCGGUGGAAGUAAAUGAUCCCUCUGCAAGCGAGGAAGACCGUCAAAGGUAUCAGCAACUCCGCGAACGCUUGAUCGGCCUUGACAAACGACGACAACAGCGACAGCGACGUCUAGACCAGCUGCGGCAGUUACAACACCUGCUCGAACCGUUUCAAGAACCCCAGGAGAACAUCCAACCGAACCUGGUCACUCGGGACGGAGAGCUGAUGAAGGAAUUGGAGAAAAUGAGAAUGUUGGUUGCACGGGUUGGAGGUCGGAUUCAUCAAACGGAGCGGCCGGGCAAUGACCAAGAGAACACUGCAACCUAUUCGCUGGGGUCCGACCAGAAGAUAGCAGCCUUGUUUGAUAUGAUGUAA